Molecule: messenger RNA, 878 nt
Organism: Maylandia zebra (zebra mbuna)
Lineage: Eukaryota; Metazoa; Chordata; Actinopteri; Cichliformes; Cichlidae
Source: RefSeq, a predicted model, not a curated record
AGCAAGUCCUGAGCACAAAAAGUCCCAGCAAAGCAGCAGCAAUGUGGAUAAACAGCAGCAGAAGAAGAAAGCAAACCCAUCUUCCUGUCUGAUUGGUUGAAUUUCACGGAGGGGCGAGCAAGAUGGCAGCGUGAAGAGGAGUUUUUGUUUGAGUUCUCAGCACGAGACACUUAUUUGACGUCUUUCUGGCCUUCGGGACUUUUUUGGAGAUCAGCGCGCUAAACUUGCUGGAUCUGAGGCCAGGGUCUGCGGCGGCAGCAUGUUGAAAUGCUCAAAAGGACUGAGUGACUCGGGCAAGCCACAUGCGGCUAGCGACAUGAAAGAAAUGGACCCUUCAUGAUGCGUUCAACGUGCCAGCGCUGUGGUGGGAAAGGCUCCAUCAUAAACACGCCCUGCACCGAGGUUCAGGCCAAGAAGAAGAAGACGAUGACUUCCAAGCCCAAGAAGGUCAGCCUCAGCGUGGGCGAGCUGAUUGUGAAAGCCGUGGCCGCUUCCAAGGAGCGCAACGGCCUGUCCGUGGCCGCCCUCAAGAAGGCUCUGGCUGCCGGAGGCUACGAUGUGGACAAGAACAAGGCCCGUGUCAAGACCGCCAUCAAGAGUCUGGUGGCGAAGGGCACUCUGGUGCAGACCAAGGGCACCGGGGCCUCCGGAUCCUUCAAGAUGAACAGGGUUACUGAGACCAAAGCUAAGACGCCCGCCGCGGCCAAAGCCAAGAAACCGGCAGCAGCUGCUAAGAAGUCGCUCAAGAAGGCAGCGGCAGCACUUCAGACACUAGCACAAAAUCAACCGCAUCAGAGGAGGGACAGGACAAAGCUGAAGGAGAAACUGCCUGCUAUUGGACUGUUGAAGUGGGAGAGGACAACAGAGUGAGAAGACUA